CGGCGGCGGCGGCGCAGGAACCGAGGCCGCGGGCGGGAGGGCGGCGGGGACACGGGCGGCGCCCGCUGCUGUCACAGAGGCCGCGGCCGGGCGGGCGGGCGCGCGCGGCGACACGGGCCCCCCGAGCGCCGCCGCCGCCGCCCCGCGCGCCCCCCGAGCGCGCCCGCGACAUGUGAGCAUGGACAGCAGGACGCGGGAAAACCCAGAAAGAACCUUUGACCUGGUAUUGAACGUGAAAUGUCACUCCUCUGAAGGCGAAGAUCCCGUGGUUUUGUGGAAAUUCCCGGAGGACUUCGGAGACCAGGAAGUCCUGAAGAGCGUGCCCAAGUUCUGUUUCCCCUUCGACGUGGAAAGGGUGUCUCAGAACCAAGUGGGGCAGCACUUCGCCUUCGUGCUGACGGACAUCGAGAGCAAGCAGAGAUUUGGCUUCUGCAGACUCACCUCCGGCGGCAGGAUCUGCUUAUGCAUCCUCAGCUACCUGCCGUGGUUUGAAGUCUAUUACAAGCUUCUAAAUACGCUGGCGGAUUACUUGGCUAAGGAACAGGAAAAUGAUUUGAAUGCAACUCUCACAGCGCUCUACAACCACCCAGUCCCCAAGGCAAACAGCCCUGUCAAUCUGAGUGUGAACCAAGAGAUAUUUAUUGCCAGUGAGCAAGUUCUGAGAGAUCAGCCCUCCCUAGCACCGCACUCCUACUUCAUCGCCCCCGACGUAACCGGACUCCCGACCAUCCCCGAGAGUAGGAACCUCACCGAGUACUUCGUGGCCGUGGACGUGAGCAACAUGCUGCAGCUGUACGCCAGCAUGCUGCAUGAGCGGCGCAUCCUCAUCACCUCCAGCAAGCUCAGCACCUUGACUGCCUGCCUGCACGGAUCGGCCGCGCUGCUGUACCCCAUGUUCUGGCAGCACAUCUACAUCCCCGUGCUGCCGCCGCACCUGCUGGACUACUGCUGCGCUCCGAUGCCGUACCUGAUUGGAGUACACUCCAGCCUCAUAGAGAGAGUGAGGAACAGAUCGCUGGAGGACGUGGUGAUGUUAAACGUGGACACGAACACUUUGGAGUCCCCGUUUCACGACUUGGACAACCUCCCCAGUGAUGUGGUCUCGGCCCUGAAGACGAAGCUGAAGAAGCAGUCCACGGCCACGGGGGAUGGGGUGGCCCGGGCCUUCCUCAGGGCGCAGGCCGCUCUGUUCGGAUGCUACCGAGACGCGCUGAGAUACAAACCCGGGGAGCCCGUCACCUUCUGUGAGGAGAGCUUUGUGAGGCACCGCUCCAGCCCGAUGAAGCAAUUCCUGGAGACGGCCGUGAACCUGCAGCUGUUCAAGCAGUUCAUCGACGGGCGGCUGGCGAAACUGAACGCAGGAAAGGGCUUCUCCGACGCCUUCGAGGAGGAGAUCACCUCCGGGGGCUUUUCUGGAGGGAGCCCGAGGUCGUAUCAGCAGUGGGUACACACGGUCAAGAAAGGAGGCGCCCUGUUCAACUCCGCAAUGACCAGAGCGACCCCCGCGGUGCGGACAGCGUAUAAAUACGCAAAAAGCCACGCCAAGCAGGGCAUCAAGGAAGUGAAGAGCAAGCUGAAACACAAGGAGACUGAGGACGAGUGUGGGGCCUACUCCGGUUUUGUGCAGUACACCCCGGUCUACACCGUACACAACGACAAGGGGCCAAGCCGGGAGAAGCGCAGGCUCACCCAGGCACGCUUACAUAGGCCCCUCAAGAGCCUCGACGACGGCGCGCCGUGUGAGGACGAGGACGAGGACAUGGACCGGGCCAGCAAGCUGUCCUCGGAGGACGGAGAGGAGGCCGCGGCUUAUUCCUACGAAAGCGAUGACUCGGUGGAGACGCGAGGGAAGACGCUGUACUCGGGGGAGAUGGACCUGCUGGGCGAGAUCCUGGACACGCUGAGCACCCACAGCUCCGACCCGGGCAAGCUGGCGGCCGCCAAGAGCCUGGACUUCUUCCGCUCCAUGGACAACAUCGACUACCAGCCCGCGAAUAAAUCCAACGCCCCGAGCGAGGACAACCUGGCGGCCCUCUGUGGCGGGUCCGGGGACCAAGGCGACUGGAACCGGGGCCAGGACGACAGCGCCCUCCACGGCCGACACCUGCCCCCGUCCCCCAGGAAGCGGGCCAGCUCCAGCUGCGCCACGGGCUCACUCUUCAGCCUGAAGGAGGAGAACAGUGCCAGGCCCCUCGACGGGGCCCCCGGGAGCGGCCCUCAUGGGGCGGACCAGCCGGCCUCCCCCUCUGAGCUGGGUGCCCCGCGGGCUCCUCCGGACGCUGCCCGGACUGAGGAAGGAAAAGCAGAGAAGGAGGAAACACUAAGCCAGGCCCCAGACGAUCUGCUGAUCCCCAGCCUCGGGCGCCGGCCGUCCUCCUCGGUCCCGUGGGAGAAGGAAGGCAACGGCGUCCAGGGGGCUCCGGGAGACCCUGGGCCGCUCCACGAAGCCGCGUCGCUGUGCCCCGCGGCGCCCGCCUUCCAGCCCGACGGGAACGUUCCGGGGGGAAGCAUGAGUGGAAACCAGGCCUCCGUCAAGAACUGAGGGCCAGCCUCGGGCGUCCACGCGUCUCGGGAGACACUGGAGGGUCCCACAGGACUGUGCAGUAAACAGUUACUUGUAGGCAUGGCAACGCUCGCUGUUGUCUAGACAUUUUCGUUUUCAUGGGAGACAUCACCCGCGGAUCUGGUGGGCCCGUGCGACCCAUUGAUCUUUCGGGGUGAAAGCUACUUCUUCUGCUGUGCUCUUCAGUCAGGUACUAGUGUGUGUGUGUGUGUGUGUGUGUGUGUGUGUGUGUGUGUGUGGAGAUUAUCAUUGGACACGUGACUUCCCAGGAUUGGUGCUUACCGCCCUGCAUUUUAUUUAAACGGAGGAUGCGUACGGAAGCCUUGCACGUGACCGGCGCUACUCCAGGAAACGAUCCAGUUAGCUAAACGUAUCCGAACUCCCCUCCAACUGCUGAAACUCUUGACCCACGAUUGCCUUAAUCUUCCGCCACUCGUCAGCAAACGUAGCCACUCAUGGAAUCGCCUGUCAACCCUCCCAGAGACGUUAGACGUGGCCUGCGGAGCAAUAACGCCUUUCUAGUCAUUGAGUCCAGGACAAAAAUCUCUCUUUUUUGUGUUUUUGUUUUGUUUUGUUUUUAAUGAAAAGCUCUUGUGGACGCUGCAGCCACGUCUUCCGAAAAACAAGUCUCCGGGCCCAUGCCUUUCACACAGGGAGCUUCUUGCACGACAGCGUGAAGGGGAUGCCUCCUUUUUACACGCGAGACACUUUCCACGCCUCCCCCAGCCUCUCGGGGAGGCCCUCCCCACUCCUCCCUCCCCCUCCCCCUCCUCCCUCCCCUCAGAGAGCCAAAGGCCACCCACACUGUCCUGACUUUUUAAGUUCUGAUCUUUUUCUUUCCUUAACUAAUACUUCUCUAACUUGCUUAUAUCUUCAAGUUGGGUUUUAAAGUAACUGACUUUACAUGUUAGACGUUUUAAACUUCCAGGAAAAUUGUCCAGGAGGUCCUGAGCUCCCGUCCAUCCCUACCCACAAUUCCCCUGUUCUAAUAGCCCAGGUCAGUAUGGAUGGUCCAUUCAUCACAAUCAAUGAAUCAGUAUUUAUUUUUAAAUAUAUUUUUUAUUGAUUUCACAGAGGAAGGGAGAGGGAGAGAGAGAGACCCACAUCGAUGAGGAGAGAUGAUCAUGGAUCGGCUGCUUCCUGCACGCCCCGCACUGGGGAUCGAGCCUGCAACCCGGGCCUGUGCCCUGACCGGGAAUCGAACCGUGGCCUCCUGGUUCAUAGGUCGAUGCUCAACCACUGAGCCACACCGGCCGGGCUUCGUGAGUCAGUAUUGAUGGUCCACGCCCCUUUCAGACGCCCUGAGUCUUCCCUGCUGUCCUGUCUCGGUCCUAGGCCCAUGUGGCUGUCAUGUCUCCUUAGGUCCCCCCUUGGCUGGGAGAGCUGCCCGGCCCCUCACGGGUACCAUUUCCCUCGAGGUCUUUUCAGCUGGAUCCGUGCCUUACUGACCACGCGGAGUCAGCGUUCGCGUCCACGUUAGGAACAAAAGCCAAGCCAAACACUCCCCCUGCUAUGCCGGGAAACCAUCCGAAAGACUAGCAGCGAGGACCCCUGUUUCGGCCCAUGGAACCGUUGGGUAUUCAACGUCUGCUCUUCAGCUGGACUCCCCAGCGCCCCGGUGGACGUGGGGGGAAUGAAGUGAAAUUCACGUGAGGUCUGCCGUGGACAGGAGUGUCCUUUUCUACUCGGCUCCUCUCAUCUGUUCCCACGAAGCCAGCUAUUUGCCGAUUCCCCUGCUGCUGGGAUUUUACGUGUUUGAAGACCUAACACCUGUUUGUCCGACGAAGAGACUUGUGUAGAUGAGGGAGACGGGCUCUCCACAGAGCCCGGGUUCUCUCCGAAAUCCCCCCUCCUCCUCCCCCCCACAGCCCGCAUCCUUUGCCCUUAUCGGGGGUCCCCGUGGCAUUGCAGGGGGAGGAAGAGCAGCGUGUGAACUCCAGGGCUCUUGCUCUGUUGAGGGAGAGUGUUAGGAAGUAGCAUUAGGAGUGUUGGUAGCAGGAUGGUGACCGCCUUUCGCAUGUUUUAGAAAAGCACCCGAUGAUAGCAUGAUCGUUGUUCUAUUAAAAACGAACAGCCCUCUCAUUUAGAAAGCAGUCACGGACUCUUCGUCCCGGACAUAUGCAAGGAGCCGUAUCUGCGGACGGAGGGAAAGAAAACGGUGGACAUUGUCCCUACUGCGAAGGGACCCGUUAAAAGGGAUUGCAAAUAUCAAUAAUAGUGAUGAUGAUGAUGGUAAUAAUAAUAAUAAUAAUAAUAAUAAUAAUAAUAUUCUGCUUAGAUGUUAUUAACCCAAGAUUCUACUACCAAAAAAGCCUCUUCAAGCUGCUUCAUCUGAUUCUUGCUCUAAGUCAGAACCACAGUGCCAUGUCCAAGCUCAUGACCUUUCUCUGUAAUUAUAUGAAGAAUCUAGAAUAAUGCUGCUACCCGAGGUACCUACUUUUAUUUUUAUUUUUUAAAAUAUAUUUUUAUUGAUUUUAGAGAGGAAGGGGGAUGGAGAGAGAAAGGGAGAGAGAGAGAGAGAGAGAGAGAGAGAUAGAAACAUCAAUGAUGAGAGAGAAUCACGGAUCGGCUGCUUCCUGCACGCCCCACACUGGGGAUGGAGCCCGCAACCCGGACCUGUGCCCUGACCGGGAAUCGAACCCUGACCUCCUGGUUCCUAGGUCGACACUCAACCCCUGAGCCACACCAGCCCAGCUCUAUUUCCCUCCCUUUUGAAUGAAGACUGUAUGUGACCGUUCUGUCGCUAACUCCCUAAUAGGAUCCAGGGUUUGAAUGAGUCAGUUGUGUCUUAAACAGGGUGAGGAAGUUCGGCUCCUGUGCCAGAGGAGAAAACUGUGAAUAUUCUCAACAUCAGUAGCUCUUCCUUCUCUUCUAGAAAAAUCUGGGUUUUCGGGGGGGAAAAAAAUUACUCUCAUAAAUACAUUUUUGGAUGCGAAUGCCAUUUUGUUUAGCAUAAGACACCUUGAUUCUGGGCCGAGAUUUGUCCAUGGGAACACAAGUUUAAGAAUGUCACGUGAAGAAAAAAAAAAAAAGAAUGUCAGAUGAGUCCCCAAAUCUAAUUUCUCCAAAGCGCC
Messenger RNA from Myotis daubentonii (Daubenton's bat), 5637 nucleotides. It is a transcript of the gene DENND1B, whose product is annotated as DENN domain containing 1B. Lineage: Eukaryota; Metazoa; Chordata; Mammalia; Chiroptera; Vespertilionidae. Gene Ontology annotation, cellular component: nuclear speck; cytosol; intracellular membrane-bounded organelle. Gene Ontology annotation, molecular function: guanyl-nucleotide exchange factor activity; phosphatidylinositol phosphate binding. The record is from RefSeq and is a predicted model, not a curated record. Gene Ontology annotation, biological process: endocytic recycling; T cell receptor signaling pathway; endocytosis.